Molecule: messenger RNA, 7236 nt
Organism: Chlorocebus sabaeus (green monkey)
Lineage: Eukaryota; Metazoa; Chordata; Mammalia; Primates; Cercopithecidae
Source: RefSeq, a predicted model, not a curated record
AAAAUUUUUUGCAUACCUUAUUUCACUCCAUUUCCUUCUCUCAUGAACAAAACUAUCUCGUGUUGUGACUCUUAUCAACCCUCGCUUAUAUGUCUAGUAGUUCCUACUGUGCCUGUCUCCCCGGCCUGUGCCCUCAAAGCAUCAGUGGUGGGCAUGGUAUGUUCCUGACAUCCUCACAUGUCAGCUUUAGGUGUUCCAACAUCAUAGUCAACCAGAUGACCAUUGAAGCCUGUCUCCCCUUACUGAUACUUGCUCACUUUGCCUGGGUGAAGAUACAUGUUCAUAUCCUUAAGGAAGCAUGAAAAUGCUGUCUGACUACCUAGAAUAUUUCCACUUAAGAUAACUCAGAUUCUGAGGAUAAGGCCAGAUAAAAGGCCAAAUCAGACAAUCUUUGAAAGCAUAGUGUUUCCUUUGGUUGGGGCACCAGCUGGUAAUCCCUUACCUCCUCAUGGACCUGCCAGUAGAUCCGUGCUCCAUCAUUUGCAGGAGGACUUCAGCUUUCCCUACUAACAGCCUAAAGCCAGAGAAUCCAGACAGCCCCUUGGAUCAUGAGAACAGUCAGAUGAGUAGCUCCUGAGAUAAAAAUAAAAUCUUAAAAGAAGAAAAUAGCUUUACCAUUGGGAAGCAAGAGAAGUUUCACUGGAGCUUCUGGGGUGGGCUUCAGGAUGGUGAGAGCUGCCCUCAUUUUGGCAGCUUCAGAAUUAUACCUUGCCCUAGUCAAUAGAAGUUCAUGUCUCAAACACAAAAUAUAAUGUCUUUGUUGCCCACUGAGUGCAGUUAGUUAGUUGAAUUGUAGCUUUUGGGCAAUCCCCUUCCUCUGAGUAGGUUAAGGGUAAGGCAUAUUUCAGGACUUGGCUCAGAAAUAAGUCCUGACUUUUUCCCAGUGAAAAUGCAACUGAAAGUCUCUUUAUAUCCUCUUAGUUUGAAAUCUGCAGCUUGAACUUCCCAGCAUGGGAGAAACUUAUCCCACCUUUCACCCUACCCCACACACACAGCAGUAUCCACAAAGGAAUUAUUUUUUUCCCCAACUGGCCACCUCUCUCUGUCCCUACACACACACACACACACACACACACACACACACACACACCCCAAAGAAAAAGAAAGAUAGGUAUUUCUAGCUUCAUUUUACUCUGUAGGAACAAAUAAGAGUGUGGGACCCUGUGAGUGUGGACAAUACCACAGGCAGAGGGACUCCCUUUCUUUAUUGGUCUGUUGACUCUACUGAAGAAAGCUUUGAAUUCCAGGCUUUGAUUUGCUUCCUCUUCUUAAAAGAGUUAUGAACUCUGUUCUGGAAACAGAGAGAUAGGUUCAAAGUUUAUCAGACAAAAGCAUCUAAGAAAGGGUAGUGCUGAUAUGAAUGCUGAUAUGAAUGACCUGGUCCAGCUGGGGGUAGGAUCCACAUUGUAGGCUCUGAUGCAAUACAUAUGCUGGGGUAGUCCUCGAGCUAAGAGGCCGUUUCUACUUUAAAGAGACUUAAUGACCAUCUAGUUUGAGGUUUUCCUCAGGUCCAUUAUCUCUGAAAAGAGACAUAGGAGGAAGAGGAUUAUUUAUCCUCCCAUUCAUAAGCCUGUGUUUCCUGUUCAAGGAUUUAGGUCACCAAGACACAGACCCAAAAACUAUUCAUUUAAUAACCCAAGAAAGAAGGCAAGCAGGGUGGCCCAAAUCUUCCAACUGGGGCAAGAUUUAAUAAAGUGUUCCAGUAGAAAGAACCCUCUAAUGGUAACUUGGGCUCUACAUGUCCUACUUCUGUUGUUAACCAGAUGGGUGACUCUGGGCUUAGUUUCUUCUGUUAAAAACCAGGAAAUUGUAGGUCAUCUCUCAACUCCAUUUCAGCUCCAGGAUUCCUCAGGUCCUGGAGUACCCCUUCCCUAGACCCUCCACAUGAAGAAGAGAGGCUUACCAAAUUGGAUUGUCAGAGCAAAACUAUUAGCAGUGGAGCCUGAAAACAUCUUUCUGGCCCAGACAACAGUGAGCUUUUUUGAUCAGCAUGUAUUAGGGACUUUUGGCUACAAUUGCAAUCGAAGGCAAUUGUUCCUGUCUCUUCUACAUUUUUUUGCUACUGUACCCUAGUCAGAAUAGUUCAUUGAGACUUCCCUGUAAUUUCAAACUUCACUUGAGAGCACUAACCCUGUUUUGGGCAUCUUUGGCUUUAAAACUGAUUAUUAUAAAACUCAAAUUGAAUUUCCCUGCUCUACUUUCUCCACCCCUGCCCAAACAUACCACUGAACAGCAGUGACUUUGUGACGACUUUCUAUCAACAGAGAGCUAUACUUCGGGGUAUGCCCAAAAACCCCAAAAAGUAUCAUCUCCUGUGUAUCAUAUCUAGUGAUUUAAAGUGUUUAGUUUGGCCCUUUUCCUUCGUUCCUUAUGUCCUGAAAUGAGACAUGGGAGGGAUAGGAUUGUUUCUUCUCCCACUCAUAAACCUUAGCCUUCUCUCUCUUCUGCAGUCUACAUGGGGAGGACAGAGAAGCGCAAAGAACAAGAGAAAAGAUGCAUCCAUCUGAGAUCUAAAAGGAGACAAUGAGAAUCUCUUUAAAAUGGACAUAGAAGACUGCAAUGGCCGCUCCUAUAUGUCUGGUAGCGGGGACUCAUCUCUGGAGAAGGAGUUCCUCGGGGCCCCAGUGGGGCCCUCGGUGAGCACCCCCAACAGCCAGCACUCUUCUCCCAGCCGCUCACUCAGCGCCAACUCCAUCAAGGUGGAGAUGUACAGCGAUGAGGAGUCGAGCAGACUGCUGGGGCCAGAUGAGCGGCUCCUGGAAAAGGACGACAGUGUGAUUGUGGAAGAUUCAUUGUCUGAGCCCUUGGGCUACUGUGAUGGGAGUGGGCCAGAGCCUCACUCCCCUGGGGGCAUCCGGCUGCCUAAUGGCAAGCUCAAGUGUGACGUUUGCGGCAUGGUCUGUAUUGGACCCAACGUGCUCAUGGUGCACAAGCGCAGCCACACUGGUGAAAGGCCCUUCCAUUGCAACCAGUGUGGUGCCUCCUUCACCCAGAAGGGGAACCUGCUGCGCCACAUCAAGCUGCAUUCCGGGGAGAAGCCCUUUAAAUGUCCCUUCUGCAACUAUGCCUGCCGCCGGCGUGAUGCACUCACUGGUCACCUCCGCACACACUCAGUCUCCUCUCCCACAGUGGGUAAGCCCUACAAGUGUAACUACUGUGGCCGGAGCUACAAACAGCAGAGUACCCUGGAGGAGCACAAGGAGCGGUGCCAUAACUACCUACAGAGUCUCAGCACUGAAGCCCAAGCUUUGGCUGGCCAACCAGGUGAUGAAAUACGUGACCUGGAGAUGGUGCCAGACUCCAUGCUGCACUCAUCCUCUGAACGGCCAACUUUCAUUGAUCGUCUGGCCAACAGCCUCACCAAACGCAAGCGUUCCACACCCCAGAAGUUUGUAGGCGAAAAGCAGAUGCGCUUCAGCCUCUCAGACCUCCCCUAUGAUGUGAACUCGGGUGGCUAUGAAAAGGAUGUGGAGUUGGUGGCACACCACAGCCUGGAGCCUGGCUUUGGAAGUUCCCUGGCCUUUGUGGGUGCAGAGCAUCUGCGUCCCCUCCGCCUUCCACCCACCAAUUGCAUCUCAGAACUCACGCCUGUCAUCAGCUCUGUCUACACCCAGAUGCAGCCCCUCCCUGGUCGACUGGAGCUUCCAGGAUCCCGAGAAGCAGGUGAGGGACCUGAGGACCUGGCUGAUGGAGGUCCCCUCCUCUACCGGGCCCGAGGCCCCCUGACUGACCCUGGGGCAUCCCCCAGCAAUGGCUGCCAGGACUCCACAGACACAGAAAGCAACCACGAAGAUCGGGUUGCAGGGGUGGUAUCCCUCCCUCAGGGUCCCCCACCCCAGCCACCUCCCACCAUUGUGGUGGGCCGGCACAGUCCUGCCUACGCCAAAGAGGACCCCAAGCCACAGGAGGGAUUAUUGCGGGGCACCCCAGGCCCCUCCAAGGAAGUGCUUCGGGUGGUGGGCGAGAGUGGUGAGCCUGUGAAGGCCUUCAAGUGUGAGCACUGCCGUAUCCUCUUCCUGGACCACGUCAUGUUCACUAUCCACAUGGGCUGCCAUGGCUUCAGAGACCCUUUUGAGUGCAACAUCUGUGGUUAUCACAGCCAGGACCGGUACGAAUUCUCUUCCCACAUUGUCCGGGGGGAGCAUAAGGUGGGCUAGCAACCUCUCCCUCUCCCCCCAGUCUACCACUCCACGGCCCUGCCUACAGGCAUCGAUCCCUGUCCCCACCAUUUCCCAAGGAGUUUUGCUUUGUAGCCCUCACUACUGGCUACCUGACCUCACGCCUGACCCUGACCCCUCCUCACCUAUUCUCCUCCUCUAUCCUGACCGAUUUAAGCAUUGUGAUGAAACAGGUCUUUUGCUUAUGUUUUUCCUUUUUCUCUUCUCUCAUCCCAGCAUACUGAGUUAUUUAUUAAUUAGUUGAUUUAUUUUUGCCUUUUUUUUUUUUUUAACUUAUAUCAGUCACUUGCCACUCCCCCACCCUCCUGUCCACAGCUCCUUUCCACUUUAGGUCAAUUUUUCUCUCUUAGAUCUUCCAGCAGCCCGAGGCGUAGGAAGCUCCUCUUAGUACUAAGAGACUUCAAGCUUCUUGCUUUAAGUCCUCACCCUUUACAUUAUCUAAUUCUUCAGUUUUGAUGCUGAUUUACCUCCCCCCAGCCCUACCUUAGCUCUGUGGCAUUAUAUCUCCUCUCUGGGACUCUUCAACCUGGUACUCCAUACCUCUUGUGCCCUCUCACUUUAGGCAGCUUGCACUAUUCUUGAAUGAAUGAAGAAUUAUUUCCUCACUUGGAAGUAGGAGGGGCUGAAGAAAUUCUCCCCAGGCACUGUGGGACUGAGGGUCCUCUUGAUGUUCCCCUAGUAAUAUGAGUUCUCAAAGCCUACAUUCAGGAUCUCCCUCUAGGAUGUGACAUAUCUGGUCCCUCUCCUUGAACUACCCCUCCACACGCUCUAGUCCCUUCAACCUACCGGUCUAUUCAGUGGUGGCUUUUCUCUCCUUGGAGUGCCCCAAUUUUAUAUUCUCAGGGGCCAAGGCUAGGUCUAUAACCCUCUGUCUCUGACACAUUGGGAGCCUCAGGUGCCUAAUUGGGAACCAGGGCAUGGGAAAGGGGUGGGUCAAAAUUCUUCUCUUUCUCCUCCACCUCUCAAACUUCUUCACUAUAGUGACCUUCCUAGGCUCUCAGGGGCUCCUUCAGUCCCCAUCCUAUGAGAAACUAGUGGGUUGCUGCCUGAUGACAAGGGGUUAUCUCAGCCCCUCAGUCAUGCUGCCUUCUGCUGCUCCCUCCCAGCAGGGUUCACCCUCUCAUUCCCGGGCUCCUGGGCCCUGUUCUUAGGAUCAGUGGCAGGGAGAAACGGGUAUCUCUUUUCUCUCUUCUAAUUUUCAGUAUAACCAAAAAUUAUCCCAGCAUGAGCAUGGGCAUGUACCCUUCACCCCAUUCCACCCUUGUUCCAGCAAGACUGGGAUGGGUACAACUGAAAUGGGGUCAUCCUUUACUACCCCCUUCUACACUCAGCUCCCAAACACAGGGUAGGAGAGGGUACUCCUGGCUACUGCAGAGACCCCUGGCUAUUUGAGUAACCAAGGAUUAGUGAGAAGGGGCAGAAGGAGAUACAACUCCACUGCAAGUGGAGGUCUCUUUCUACAAGAGUUUUCUGCCCGAGGCCACAGCCAUCCCACUCUCUGCUUCCUUGAGAUUCAAACCAAAGGCUGUUUUUCUAUGUUUAAAGAAAAAAAAAAGUAAAAACCAAACACAACACCUCACAAGUUGUAACUCUUGGUCCUUCUCUCCUUUUCUCUUCCCUUCCUUCCCCUUCCAUCUUUCUUUCCACAUGUCCUUUCCUUAUUGGCUCUUUUACCUCUUACUUUUCUCACUCCCUAUCAGGGAUAUUUUUUGGGGGAUGGUAAAGGGUGGGCUAAGGAACAGAUCCUGGGAUUAGGGCCUUAAGGGCUCUGAGAGGAGUCUACCUUACCUUCUUAUGGGAAGGGAGACCCUAAAAAACUUUCUCCUCUUUGUCCUCCUUUUUCUCCCCCACUCUGAGAUUUCCGCAAGAGAACCAGAUUGGCAGGGAGAAGCAUUGUGGGGUGAUUGUUGACAAUGUAGCAAUAAAUAGAUGCUGCCAAGGGCAGAGAAUGGGGAGGUUAGCUCAGAGCAGAGUGGUCUCUAGAGAAAGGAAGAAUCCUCAACGGCACCCUCGGGUGCUAGCUCCGUUUUAGAAUGUCAGCAGAGCUGAGAUUAAUAUCUGGGCUUUUCCUGAACUAUUCUGGUUAUUGAGCCUUUCCUGUUAGACCUACCCCCUCCCCCCUCUUCUGUGUCUGCUGUGUAUUUGGUGACAUUUCAUAAGGACUAGUCCCUUCUGGGGUAUCAGAGCCUUAGGGUGCCCUCAUCCCCUUCCCCAGUCAACUGUGGCACCUGUAACCUCCCGGAACAUGAAGGACUAUGCUCUGAGGCUAUACUCUGUGCCCAUGAGAGCAGAGACUGGAAGGGCAAGACCAGGUGCUAAGGAGGGGAGAGGGGGCAUCCUGUCUCUCUCCAGACCAUCACUGCACUUUAACCAGGGUCUUAGGUACAAAAUCCUACUUUUCAGAGCCUUCCAGCUCUGGAACCUCAAACAUCCUCAUGCUCUCUCCCAGCUCCUUUUGCAUAAAAAAAAAGUAAAGAAAAAGAAAAAAAAAAUACACACACACUGAAACCCACAUGGAGAAAAGAGGUGUUUCCUUUUAUAUUGCUAUUCAAAAUCAAUACCACAAACAAAAAAAUUUCUAAGUAGACACUUUUCCAGACCUUUGUUUUUUUGUGUCAGUGUCCAAGCUGCAGAUAGGAUUUUGUAAUACUUCUGGCAGCUUCUUUCCUUGUGUACAUAAUAUAUAUAUAUAAAUAUAUAUAUUUUUAAUCAGAAGUUAUGAAGAACAAAAAGAAAAAAUAAACACAGAAGCAAGUGCAAUACCACCUCUCUUCUCCCUUACUCUUAGGGUUUCCUUUGUAGCCUAUGUUUGGUGUCUCUUUUGACCUUUACCCCUUCACCUCCUCCUCUCUUCUUCUGAUUUCCCCUCCCCCACUUUUUUAAAGAGUUUUUCUCCUUUCUCAAGGGGAGUUAAACUAGCUUUUGAGACUUAUUGCAAAGCAUUUUGUAUAUGUAAUAUAUUGUAAGUAAAUAUUUGUGUAAUGGAGAUAUACUACUGUAAGUUUUGUACUGUACUGGCUGAAAGUCUGUUAUAAAUAAACAUGAGUAAUUUAACACC